This is a messenger RNA of Bacidia gigantensis, 360 nucleotides long. RefSeq lists its product as uncharacterized. The record is from RefSeq and is a predicted model, not a curated record. NCBI's taxonomy places the organism in Eukaryota, Fungi, Ascomycota, Lecanoromycetes, Lecanorales, Ramalinaceae. Bases 1 to 360 code for a protein of 119 amino acids. The transcript is spliced from 2 exons.
AUGGCCACUAAGCCGAGCUCUAACAAUAUGAAUGGCGUUCUGACAAAAGAAUUCCUUGACUACUCCGCUUCUCAGGGAAACAAUCUCCGCUCCAUCGGUCUUGAACCAGGUUGCAAGUGGUGUCUCUGCACCGCACGCUGGCGAGAAGCAAUGCAAGCCGCCAAAGACGAGAAAGACCCAGUCGUACCUAAGGUUUUUCUGCACGCCACGGAUCAGUCGGCGUUGGACAAUGGGAUUACAAUGGCAGAUUUGAAAAAAUUUGCCGCAGAGGGGGAGAACCAAAGCGGUGGUGCAGCGCUAGAGAACAAAACGCCGAUUACCCCAGGGGUUACGGGGGCCUUAGCUAGGGAGACACAUUGA